Molecule: messenger RNA, 6391 nt
Organism: Stegodyphus dumicola
Lineage: Eukaryota; Metazoa; Arthropoda; Arachnida; Araneae; Eresidae
Product: myosin heavy chain, muscle-like
Biological process (GO): muscle contraction; sarcomere organization
Cellular component (GO): myosin filament; myosin II complex; cytoplasm
Molecular function (GO): actin filament binding; ATP binding; microfilament motor activity
Source: RefSeq, a predicted model, not a curated record
AUAGCUCUCGAACGUAACGAGGGUUAGGGCUGUUCUGGUAGUUUGGUCGGUGGUUACAUUUCUUCUCAAACCUCAAACCUCAAUAAAAAUCAAAAAUGGCUCAGGAGGAUCCCGAUCCAUCUCCUUAUCUUUACGUUUCUAUGGAACAGAAACGUAAAGAUCAAACAAAACCUUACGAUGGCAAAAAGAUGGUAUGGGUGGCCGAUGAGAAGGAAGGUUACGUCUUGGGUCUAAUCAAAGAAACUAAAGGAGACAUGUGCACAGUCGAAAUCGAAGGUCAAGAGAAUCGAGUUGUGAAGAAAGAUUUACUGCAACAAGUCAAUCCUCCGAAAUACGAAAAAGCUGAAGAUAUGUCUAACUUGACAUACCUGAAUGACGCUAGUGUACUUCAUAACUUGAGACAACGAUAUUAUGCCCAGCUUAUCUAUACCUACUCAGGCUUGUUCUGCGUCGCUAUCAACCCCUACAAGAGGUUCCCUAUCUACACUCCUCGUUGCAUGGGUCUGUACAGAGGCAAAAGGCGUACUGAAGUGCCACCUCAUCUAUUCGCCAUUUCUGACGGCGCUUACACCGCUAUGUUAGCAAAUCGUGAAAACCAGUCUAUGCUUAUUACCGGUGAAUCUGGUGCCGGAAAAACUGAAAACACGAAGAAAGUAAUUGCGUACUAUGCAAACGUCGGAGCUUCCACUAAGAAAGGAGAAACUAAGAAAGGACCCAGUUUAGAAGAUCAAGUCGUCCAAACUAACCCUGUUCUAGAGGCCUUCGGUAACGCAAAGACUGUAAGGAAUGACAACUCAUCCCGUUUCGGUAAAUUUAUCCGUAUUCAUUUCGGCCCAAUGGGUAAACUGGCCGGUGCUGAUAUUGAAACAUAUCUGCUGGAGAAAGCUCGUGUGAUCUCUCAACAAUCACUCGAGCGUUCCUACCACAUUUUCUACCAGAUGAUGUCUGGUGGCGUUGAAGGCCUUAAAGAAAGAUGUCUGUUGUCUGACGAUAUCUAUGACUACCACUUUGUGUCUCAGGGAAAAAUUGAAAUUCCCAAUGUGGAUGACGCCGAGGAAAUGAGACUCACCGAUACGGCCUUCGACAUCUUGGGCUUCACUCAAAUACAAAAAGAUGAAAUUUACAAAAUCACCGCUGCUUGCAUGCACAUGGGAGAGAUGAAAUUCAAGCAAAGGCCUCGAGAAGAGCAAGCCGAGCCAGAUGGAACAGAGGAAGGAGAAAGGAUUGCUCAUUUGCUGGGUAUCAACGCUGCCGACUUGUACAAAAAUUUGUGUAAACCCAAAAUCAAAGUCGGUAAUGAAAUGGUAACCCAAGGCAGAUCUCAAGUACAGGUAAUCUCUUCACUGGGUGCUCUAGCUAAAGCUAUGUUUGACAGAACUUUCAAAUGGUUGGUAAAGAAAUUGAAUGAAACUCUGGAUACCCAACAGAAAAGGCAGCAUUUCAUUGGUGUAUUGGAUAUUGCCGGAUUUGAGAUCUUCGACUUCAAUGGCUUUGAGCAGCUGUGUAUCAACUUCACAAACGAGAAACUUCAGCAAUUCUUCAAUCAUCACAUGUUCGUCCUGGAGCAGGAAGAAUACACACGCGAAGGGAUUGAGUGGGUCUUCAUUGAUUUUGGACUUGAUCUUGCAGCCUGUAUCGAACUGAUAGAGAAGCCUUUAGGUAUUUUAUCAAUUCUUGAAGAGGAAAGUAUGUUUCCUAAAGCCACAGACAAAACCUUCCAGGACAAGUUAAAUGCCAACCACUUGGGUAAAUCUCCUAACUUUGUGAAACCUAAGCCACCGAAACCAGGACAACAGGAGGCUCACUUCGCUAUUGCUCAUUAUGCUGGCACUGUACCAUACAAUAUAACCGGCUGGUUGGAAAAGAAUAAGGAUCCUCUGAAUGACACUGUCGUUGAUCAGAUGAAGAAGGGCUCUAACAAACUGGUGACUGAGAUCUUUGAGGAUCAUCCAGGUCUUGGAGGUGAUGAUAAGUCUGGUGGCGGAGGCAAGGGCGGAGGCAGGAAGAAGGGUUCUGGUUUCCAGACUGUCUCCGGUCUUUACAGGGAGCAGCUUAAUAGAUUGAUGGCCAGCUUGCACAGCACACAACCUCACUUUGUACGUUGCAUUAUCCCCAACGAGAUGAAACAACCAGGUGUCAUUGAUGCUGCUUUGGUGAUGCACCAACUGACCUGUAACGGUGUACUGGAAGGAAUCCGUAUUUGCAGAAAAGGAUUCCCCAACAGGAUGAUCUAUCCAGAUUUCAAACAACGUUAUACAAUUUUAGCAGCCAGCGCCGUUCCAAAGGGUUUCGUCGAUGCAAAGAAGGUCUGUGAAUCUGUAUUGGAAGCAAUCCAGUUGGACAAAAAUGAUUAUCGUCUUGGCAACACCAAGGUAUUUUUCCGAGCUGGAGUCUUGGGUCGUCUUGAAGAAAUGCGUGAUGACCGAUUGGCCAAAAUUGUCACUUGGUUACAAGCUUGGAUCAGGUGGUACCUCAGCAAGAAAGAGUUCAAGAAGCUGCAGGAACAAAGGGUUGCCUUGCUUGUUAUUCAACGCAAUCUCCGAAAGUUCCUUCAACUUCGCAAUUGGUUAUGGUACAAAUUAUACAUCAAAGUCAAGCCUCUUCUCAGUAUGGCCCGCGUAGAAGAUGAAAUAAAAGAACUAGAAGAGAAACUGAAGAAAGCAUUGGAAGGUUUGGAGAAGGAAGAGAAGUUAAGGAAAGAUCUGGAACACCAAAAUGUUAAACUUCUCCAAGAGAAAAAUGAUUUAUUCUUACAGCUCGAGUCUGAGAGGUCAGGAAGUGGUGACAUGGAAGAACGUCUCGCGAAAACAAUUUCCAUCAAAAAUGACCUCGAAGGACAACUUCAGGAAUUACAAGAAAGAUUGUCCCGAGAAGAAGAUGCCCAUUCCAAUCUCAACCAAAAUAAAAAGAAGCUGGAAAGUGAAAUGUCCAACCUGAAGAAAGAAAUUGAAGAUCUCCAAUUAGUCAUCCAAAAGGCUGAGCAAGACAAAUCUUCUAAGGAUCACCAGAUUCGAAACUUGAAUGACGAAAUUGCUCAUCAGGAUGAGCUCAUUAAUAAACUCAACCGAGAGAAGAAACAAUUGCAAGAAAUGGGACAGAAAACCGGCGAGGACCUUCAAGCCACUGAAGACAAACUGAACCACAUGAACAAAGUAAAAGCCAAGUUGGAACAGACUUUGGAUGAGCUUGAAGAUUCCUUAGAACGAGAAAAGAAGCUUCGGGCUGAUGUUGAAAAGAAUAAGAGAAAAGUUGAAGGAGAUCUUAAACUUGCUCAGGAAGCUGUUGCUGAUCUCGAGAAGAACAAAAAAGAACUUGAGCAGAGCUUACAAAGGAAAGAAAAGGAGAUGGCUAGCUUAGCAGCCAAACUUGAAGAUGAGCAAAGCCUUGUUGCCAAACUUCAGAAGCAAAUCAAAGAACUCCAGGCCAGAAUUGAGGAAUUGGAGGAAGAAUUAGAGGCUGAAAGGCAAGCAAGAGCAAAGGCCGAAAAACAACGUGCUGACCUAGCCCGUGAAAUUGAAGAACUGAGUGAAAGGUUGGAAGAAGCUGGCGGUGCCACAUCUGCUCAGGUUGAACUCAACAAGAGGCGAGAGGCUGAGAUGGCUAAACUCAGGAGAGAUCUGGAAGAAGCCAAUAUUCAACAUGAACAGAUUUUGACCAACCUCAGGAAGAAACACAACGACGUUGUUGCAGAGCUCAGUGAACAAAUCGAUCAACUGAACAAGCACAAAGCCAGGUUAGAAAAAGAGAAGGCACAAAUGAAGGGUGAGCUUGAUGAUGUACGAUCAAGCGUAGAUCAUGUGAACAAAGAAAAGGCUAAUGCAGAGAAGCAAGCUAAGCAGCUGGAAAUGCAACUAGGUGAACUGCAAGGCAAAAUGGAUGAAGCACACAGAUCUCUAGGGGACUUGGACGCUGCUAAGAAGAGGUUAACAGUAGAAAACAGUGAACUCCAGAGGCAACUGGAAGAAGCGGAAUCUCAAGUUAGCCAACUUAGCAAGCUUAAAACUUCCCUGCAGACACAGCUUGACGAUGUCAAACGAAUGGCUGAUGAAGAAAGCAGGGAACGUGCCACUGCUAUGGGCAAAUUCCGCAGCGUAGAGCACGACUUGGACAGUUUCAGGGAACAAUUAGAAGAAGAACAAGAAGCUAAAGCUGAUUUGCAAAGGCAGCUGAGCAAAGCUAAUGCUGAGGUACAACUCUGGAGGUCAAAAUACGAAAGCGAAGGAUUGGCCCGUUUGGAAGAACUAGAGGAAUCAAAGAGGAAGCUUGAUGCUAAGUUGCAGGAAGCUAUGGAGACUAUUGACCAACUGAAUGCUAAAUGCAGCGGUCUCGAAAAGACCAAGUCUCGUUUACAAGGUGAACUCGAGGACAUGACGAUUGAAGUUGAAAAGGCUAAUGCCAUGGCAGCUGCUAUGGAGAAGAAGCAAAAAUCCUUCGAUAGAAUCAUUGCUGAAUGGAAACAGAAAGUUGAUGAUCUGGCAGCUGAACUUGAUGCUUCUCAGAAAGAAUGCAGGAACUAUUCCACUGAAGUAUUCAAACUUAGGUCUCAAUAUGAAGAAAGCCAAGAACACUAUGAAGCUGUUAAGAGGGAAAAUAAGAACCUUCAAGAUGAAAUCAAAGACCUCGUUGAUCAACUUGGUGAAGGAGGAAGGAGCGUACACGAGUUGGAAAAAGCACGGAAGAGAUUAGAAAUGGAAAAGGAAGAGUUACAAGCUGCCCUUGAAGAAGCUGAAGCUGCUCUUGAGCAAGAAGAGAAUAAGGUUCUGAGAGCACAGCUGGAACUUUCCCAAGUGAGACAGGAAAUUGACAGGCGAUUACAAGAAAAAGAAGAAGAAUUUGAAAACACAAGGAAGAAUCAUCAACGCGCCAUCGAUUCCAUGCAAGCUAGUCUCGAAGCUGAAGCUAAAGGCAAGGCUGAAGCUCUGAGGAUGAAGAAAAAGCUUGAGAGCGACAUCAACGAAUUAGAGAUCGCUUUAGACCAUGCCAAUAAGGCUAAUGCAGAAGCACAGAAGAAUCUCAAGAAGUACCAAAUUCAACUGAAAGAAGUGCAACAAGCUUUGGAAGAAGAACAAAGAGCGCGAGAUGAAGUUCGUGAACAGUAUGCCAUGUCUGAGAGAAGGUGUAAUGCCAUGCACGGAGAAUUGGAAGAAAGCAGGCAGCUUUUGGAACAAGCUGAUCGCGCUCGCCGAGCAGCUGACAGUGAGCUGGCUGAACUCCACGAGAAUGUGAACGAAUUAUCUGCACAAAACUCUUCUCUUUCCAUGGCAAAGAGAAAGCUUGAAGGUGAGAUGCAAGCUCUGCAUGCCGAUCUCGAUGAAAUGUUGAACGAAGCCAAAUCUUCUGAAGAGAAAGCCAAGAAGGCCAUGGUAGAUGCAGCUCGUCUUGCUGAUGAACUAAGAGCUGAACAGGAACACGCUCAACAACAAGAGAAAAUGCGCAAGGCUAUGGAGGCUCAGAUAAAGGAAUUACAGGUCAGGCUUGAUGAAGCAGAAGCUGCAGCACUAAAGGGUGGCAAGAAGAUUAUCCAGAAACUCGAACAGAAGGUACGGGAACUGGAAACCGAAUUAGACAAUGAACAACGCCGUCAUUCUGAAGCAGCCAAGAAUGUCAGAAAGUCUGAGCGCCGCGUGAAGGAACUGCAAUUCCAAGCCGAUGAGGACCGCAAGAACCAUGAACGCAUGCAAGACCUCGUCGACAAACUCCAGCAGAAGAUCAAGACUUACAAGAGACAGAUAGAAGAAGCCGAAGAAAUCGCUGCUUUGAACUUGGCCAAAUUCCGAAAGGUCCAACAAGAAUUGGAAGAUGCCGAGGAGCGAGCAGACAUGGCUGAGAACGCCGUUGCAAAACUUCGUGCCAAAAACCGCAGUUCUGCUUCUGCCGGCCGAGCUAUGAGCCCGCCAAUGGGUCAUGCACAGGCUAUUCAUCCUCUCAUGCAAAAGCCAUACUUCACUUCUGAUAACCUUCAAGUGCCCGUGAUGAACCUCCCCACCGCCUUUGCUGUUCCUUGCCAAACAACCGCAGACACCGACGUUACUGCUGAAUAAUAAGCCCGACCAAAUACUUCGUUCAUUUCGAGGAGCUGAGAGAGUGUAAAUGGACAUUAGUUAAAAAUACCCUCGAUUUCGACUACAAAAUGAUCAAAAACGUAAAAUUCGAUUAGCAGACUUUUUAUACGAUUCAAAAUGCAUUUCCCUCAAGUAAACUGAAGUAUUUGCAAAGCUUUUCCUCAAAUUUGUUCACUUAUAUGUUUCAUGUUGUCAAUUGUCAUCUGUGAAAAAAUGCAAAAAUAAUAUUCUAGAGACUGUAUUGUGGAAGAAAGGGUAAAGAAUAUGAGAUCUGUAUUUUAAUUAUGUCAACAGUACUAUUACAAUAAAACGAUAUGUACUCUUUGAAA